This is a messenger RNA of Lactuca saligna, 1710 nucleotides long. The record is from the annotation of a GenBank genome assembly. NCBI's taxonomy places the organism in Eukaryota, Viridiplantae, Streptophyta, Magnoliopsida, Asterales, Asteraceae.
AUGGCUCGAAGGGCACAAAGAACCAACCCUCCCGAGGAUGUGACCGAUCAUCGUUUUUUACAAUUUCCGCAAACGCUGAACGAUGCUACCCGGGCGCGUUAUGUCACCAACUUGAGCUUGCUUCUCACAAAGGAGAUUGAUAUUGCACCCUCAUUUGAUUGGGAAUUGGCUACCAGGACUGGACUUGCUGCAUUGAUCCAGGAAUUUUUGCAAUACACACACUCGGACGCGAGUGGUGUGGAAUUGUUUGUGUGUCAGGGAUGGGCGCGUUUGUUCAGGAUCCAAGAGCCUGUGUAUCGGGAGUUUUUGCUGGAGUUCUACGCUACAGUUUCCUAUGAUCUUAGGAAGGCACUCGAUGACAGGACAACCUUUGCUUUCAGACUGGGAGGAGUGAGCCGGGAAUGCAGCGUGAUAGAGCUUGCGACUCGGGUGGGUAUUUACACAGCCGACGAGACGAGGAGUGUCCACUUCCCGACAUUCCUUGCUGACUGUCUCACGGACCGGCCGGAGGACUAUAAUGAGAACACCUUUUGGGCCGAGAUUACGGGAGGAGUUUAUACACCAUCUACCGCUCGAGGGGGGAUGAUUCGGUCCACUACAUACCGAAUGUUGCACCGGUUGAUUUCUAUGUCUCUCACGCAUCACAAGAAUAGUGAGAGAGUGCCUUCGACGGACCUGUUUCUAGAUUCUCUAGCAGUUGUUUCGAUUUUUGGAUACCACUGGGCAAAACCCUACGAUUCAAUUGAACUCAAAGCGUUUGAUUUCAUCAUGGAAAGAGAAUUGAAGCAGAAACGGCAAGUUGAUGUUGUUUCGCUGGCAACUUCUUCUUCCGGUUAUCCUCGAGAUCGGAGACGACAUCCUUCUCCGCCGGCUAGAUCACCUGAAGAUUCCCCGUUGUCAACUAUGUCUCCUCUGUCAUCUCUCAGCCAUGGAUUCUCUCCCGAAAGAGUUGAGUUACAACCUGAAGCAGAAUCAGAAGCGGCAGAAGAAGGAGAAACAUCACACGGUUCACCAACGUUAGAUCCUUUGCCGGAUUUGUCCGGGGCGAGGGUAACGUCGCCGGCGCCUGUGUCGACGGUGAACAAGUACGUUCGAGAAGAGACUCUGCCGAUUAAGAAAGCGGAACGCGGCGCUCAAGACGGAUACGUUGGAAAGCCACCGGAGGAACCACGAACAGGCGGUGGAAACCAAGGGAGACGGCCGAGGCCAGCUAUGGGGAGCGUUAGUAGGAUGGACAAAGAAGGUUCGAUGAAGAAGAUAGCGUUAGGGUUUAGGAUUUUCGAAUUGCUAUUUUGUUUGAUAUCGUUGUCGGUGAUGGCCACCGACAAGCGUCAGGGAUGGGCUCUCGAUUCAUUCUACCGUUACAAGGAGUUCCGGUACUCCAUGGCAGUGAACAUUGUCGGAUUUGCAUAUGCUGUGUUACAAGGAUUUGAUCUGGCCUAUCAGUUGGCCACCGGAAAUCAUUACAAACGACGUCAUUUUCUCCGGUAUUACUUUGAUUUCGCCAUGGACCAGAUGUUGACAUACCUUCUGAUAUCAUCGGGAUCAUCAGCAGCAACCAGAGUAGACGACUGGAAAUCGAAUUGGGGUGCAGACAAGUUCCCACAGCUGGCUACCACUUCUGUUAGUCUUGGUUUUGUGGCUUUUGUUGCCUUUGCCUUCAGCUCUUUAAUCUCUGGUUAUCUUCUUCAUGCUUCCACAUCUUCAUGA